Molecule: messenger RNA, 2083 nt
Organism: Anolis sagrei ordinatus
Lineage: Eukaryota; Metazoa; Chordata; Lepidosauria; Squamata; Anolidae
Source: RefSeq, a predicted model, not a curated record
CGAAUAGAGAAUAAUAAACAGAGUUGGAGGAAGAGGUGCAGCUGCAAAGGAGACAAGAAGCACAGUAAUUAAAUGCAAUCUUGGUUGGGAAGGGAACACCUGGGACAGUUCAAAGGAUGGCUGACUGAGAGGGAAGAAGAGGAUGCAAUGAUUCCAAUGUGGACAAUGAAGAAUUAGAUGACCAUAGUAAAUUGCAAACAAAAAUAGAAGGAAAAAACAGUCCACAUUCUUGGGAUUUUGGAAGACGAAGGCAAAGGGAGAGAAAGGAUAUGGGUAAGUCAGUCCUUUGUGGGACUGACGACAAGAGCAAAUCUGAGAAAUGCAAGAGACGACUGAAAUGUGGGAGGUGUAGGAAAAGCUUCAGCAACAGCUCAAACCUUAUUGCUCACGGGAGAAUCCACACCGGGGAGAAACCCUACCGGUGCCCGAGAUGUGGGAAAAGCUUUGGGAGGAAGUCGACUCUGGUUGCCCACGACAGAAUCCACACGGAGGAAAAACCCUACGAAUGCGCCGUCUGCGGGAAAAGUUUCAACCAGGUAUCAACUCUUAUUGCUCAUGAGAGAAUUCACACGGAAGAGAAACCCUACAAGUGUCCAGACUGUGGAAGACGCUUCAGUUUGAAAUCCAGCCUGGUGGCUCACGAGAGAAUCCACACCGGAGAGAAACCCUACCGAUGCUCCGACUGUGGGAGACGCUUCGGCCAGAAGUCUGCCCUCAUUGCCCAUGUGAGAACCCACAAGGGAGAAAAGCCCUAUGCCUGCUCCGUGUGCGAGAAGAGCUUCAGCCAGAGCUCCAAUGUCAUUGCCCACGAAAGAAUUCACACGGGUGAGAAGCCGUAUCAUUGUGCCGACUGCGGGAGGAGCUUCAAUUGCAGCUCCAGUCUUAUUAGACACCAAAGGAUUCACACCAAGGACAAACCGUACGAAUGUUCAGAUUGUGGGAAAAGCUUUGGUUGCAGCUCAAGCCUCGUGCGACAUCAGCGGACGCACACCGGUGAGAAGCCAUACCAGUGCACCGCUUGUGGGAAAAGCUUCGGUGUGAGCUCUCAGCUUAGCGUUCACCGGAGAACCCACACCGGAGAGAAGCCCUACAAAUGCUCAAACUGUGGGAAAAGCUUCAGCGUGAGGUCCAGCCUCGGCGCUCAUGAGAGGAUCCACACGGGAAAUAAACCAUACAAGUGUGCAGAGUGCCCCAAAAGAGUGUAUUUGAGUUCCAGCCUCAAUGCUCACAAGAGAACGCAUGGAGGAGACAAGCCGUACGACUGUGCCGACUGCGGAAAGAUGUUCGCUUGCAGCGCAGGCCUCAUCCGACACCAGAGAAUCCACACAGGAGAAAAACCCUAUAGUUGUGGCGAAUGUGGCAAAAGUUUCACCUUGAGCUCAAACCUCGUGGCCCACCAGAGAACCCACAUGGGAGAGAAACCAUACCAGUGCCUGGACUGUGGCAAAUUCUUCAGCGUCAGCUCCCAGCUCAAUGUACACCAGAGAAUCCAUACGGGAGAGAAACCCUACAAAUGCUCAGAUUGCGGCAAGAGUUUUACAUGUAGCUCAGGCCUUAUUAGACACCAGAGGACGCACACAGGGGAGAAACCCUACAGUUGCUCGGAGUGCGGGAAAAAGUUCAACUUGAGCUCCAACCUUAUUGCACACCAGAGGACCCACAAUGGAGAGAAGCCAUAUAAGUGUGUACAUUGCGGGGAAAGCUUUUAUACCAGGCCGUCUUUUGUGGAGCAUCAUAAAACCACCCAUGUGGCUGAUUUAAAUAUAGAAAUGGAUGACCAACAAACACCUCAAGCAUGACUCAGAGUCUAGUAACUACCAAAUAAAUUAUGUAGGCUGGGAAUCCUAAAACAGUGGGAGCGGGGCAAUGGAACCAGUUGAAGCAGUUGUGAAAUCCUACAAAAGUACCCUAUAUAACAGGCAUGGGAAAACUUGGGUCCUCCAGGUGUUUUGGACUUCAACUCCCACAAUUCCUAGCCGCCUACAGCCCACUGUGGCCAAUUAUAUUGUACUAGCGGUCCCCUGCCAGGCAUUGCUGUGGCCCAGCCUGGUGAUCUGGAAAAUAAAAAUAUAUGUAACGUCUU